Larimichthys crocea (large yellow croaker) is the source of this 3510-nucleotide messenger RNA. It is a transcript of the gene tmem267, whose product is annotated as transmembrane protein 267. The coding region runs from base 148 to 891 and encodes 247 amino acids. Lineage: Eukaryota; Metazoa; Chordata; Actinopteri; Sciaenidae. The transcript is spliced from 3 exons. The record is from RefSeq and is a predicted model, not a curated record.
ACCAUCAAUCCUACCCACACCAAAACAAAAAAAAAAAGACACACAACAGAAGAAGACCUGGCGGAGGGAUAGCUGGUGCAGAGAGAUGGGCCUGCCUGACUCUUGCUGACCUUCAGUGGCGAUUGGCCCCCACAGCCAUCUGUCAACAUGCAAGGAUUCUACUCCAAGCUCGACUCCUCCCCCUCCUCGUCCCCGUUGUUGGGGGUGGGCCUGGGGCGAGAAGGCGCUCCCGUACCCCUCAGCCUGGCUGUGGAGACGGAGAAAGCUCAGGCCCUCCUACAGACAUUCAGCUCCGCCUCUCUGCUGGCGUCGGCGGGACUCGGCAUGUUCUGCGUGGUGGCGGACCACGCUCUCCAGCUGUCGGUCAUCCAGCAACACCUGUGGCUGCGUGCGGCGUUGGACAACGCCACGCAUGGACUGGUGGGGCUGUGGUCGUGGGCGGUUGUUAUUGGACUGAGGAAAAAGAGUGAUCUGUAUGAGGUGCUGCUGGCCGGUCUUCUGGCAUCAAUCAUAGACCUGGACCACUUCUAUAUGGCUGGAUCCCUGUCGCUCAAGGCUGCUGUCUCGCUCCCUCAGCGUCCUCCCCUCCACUGUUCCUCCAUCAUCCCCGUCCUCUGUCUCUCCCUCCGCUUCCUCAUGUGGAUCGGACGCCUCAAAGACGCUUGGUGCUCCUUGCCGUGGAUGCUUUUCAUCUCCAUGGCGACGCACCACGUGCGCGACGCCGUGCGCCACGGCCUGUGGGUGUGCCCGUUCGGCAACACGGCGCCACUCCCCUAUUGGUUGUACAUCAGCACCACGGCAACACUUCCUCACCUGUGCUCUGUGCUCAUGUAUCUGACGGGAACCAGGGAUGUGAUCUCCACCAAACACGGGGUGGCCAUCGAUGUUUAGACGUCACUGACUUGCCAACGACAUCUAACACUGAUCUGGUAUGGAUCGCCUGUGCGUAUAAAACAUUGUUUAUUCUUCUGAAACAACUUUUAGAUACUUGAAAUCAUAGGAGGAAACAGUUGGAAGACGAUGCUGAAAGAAAAACAUUUUGGAGAAAUGUUGGCUUAGAAUCAGACACGAGGAUGAGCAAACUCUAUAUAUAUGAAAAAAAUACUAAUAAAUAAUACAUUUGGAAUUCUGUGGAUGGAGACAUCUUUAAAUUAAGAAAUUAGCUUUUGAAAAGAAAAUGUGACCUUUAAAGUUUUGACAUAACGGCUCGCCUGCUCUCCGUCCAUCUGCCCCGACACCCUGACGAUUGACUUCCACCAAUCACAGAAGUGUAUUUCUUGGCCCCUGAACUAUCAACUGUCCACCCUCGUCUGAAGAACACUCAAGGAAAAGUCAACCAAAGGUUCACCACAGGCUGUACGACACUGACACAGUGUCACUUUUCACCUUCAGUGCAUCCAAUAUGUUUUUUUCUUUUUUACUCCACUGUUGCUCCACCUGCCAUUUCAUCUUAUCGUAGAGAGGGUGUUAAAUCACCACCACAUUCCAACGACAGAUCCACUAUGAAUCACCACAUCACAGAAAUGAUCUUUGGCCUCUCUGCCGCUCGAGCAGACUCAUUUCGCUGCUUUUGACGAGCCUUACUGUCCGGUCAAAACCAGCUUUUCCUAUAGAAGCCACUUUUUGCAAAUCAGUUUUCAGGACCAACCACGUCAGCUGGGUGGUGUUUGUUUCUAAAAAUCUGCAUUAUCUUGACUCAACGUUGGUGUUGUUGGAUUUAGCUUGGAAAAAAAAAACAAACAGUGGCCUGCAGCAUUGUGCCUGCAGUGAAACCUGGUUUAAUGUUUGGAUUAGCUGCUCAGACACAGAUGUUCAUCAAUCUACCCUGAAUGUGAGAAAUAUUCCACAUACUGUGCUGGAGAAGCUGCACAAGCAGUGUUUUCUUGCUGUUGUACAGACGACAGAAAACUGCUUUUAUUUUGGCAGUUUCAAACAGGAAAAUCCACUUCAGGGUGUCUCAGAUUUGUCUCAGCAAAGGAUGAAAUAACAGAUGAUUUUGUGUUUGAAGUCGGGAUCGGUGUACGGUGUCCCAAGUGACCUCUUUAUUUCAUGCCAAACAUUAGAAAGGAUAAGGGAACAGGAAAGAUACUGGAUUUUUAUUUGUGAAGUUUAAAAUAUUUAAGAGAAUGACUUGUUCAGUAGUGUAAUAUCUUCAUAUUGUUGAUAUUUACAGAAAUAUAAAAUCGGGGGGAAAAAAAGUUGCUGUAUAUUGUUGCAGUAUUCUUGUUAUGCUACUGUUAAAUGACACUUCAUAAAGUCGGCUUCUCAGUGGUGAAACCACGACUCGGACUAUUUACUUGAACUAUUUAUCACAUACGUGAAUAUUAUCAUCCACUGAGACACAGAACAUUUCGAGGUACGAAGGAGGAGGUCAUCACACUGAUUUAGAUGUAGACUGAUCACACACAUAUUGUUUAUCAUAUUUGAAAAGAUACAUAAUAACACAUUGUAAUAGAGUGGAUUAUAGUGAAUUUAAUAGGUUUUAGGAACUUAUUGUAGUUAUUUGAAUGUAAUUGACAUGGUUUGAGUAGAAAAGGGACGGUGGUGAUGGAUGGUGACGUUUUUCUUUUUACAUUUUGGGCAGGAGUUUAAUCAGAAUAUUCUUAAAUAUCAGAAUUUUUUGUUGUGAAGCUGCUGGUGAUUAAGACUGCAGUAACACUUGUUGUCCACUAGGGUGCUGCAGUGAGUUAUAGGGUUUCCCAUGUGUUGAUUUCAGGUCCUAAAGUUUGACAAUUGUACAGUGUGUUAUAGAAAUGCAAAGUCUUGGUACAAAUGACGUGUUAUGACUUAUUUAUUUUACUUAUUUGGGUGUCUUGUUUUUUUUGUUUGUUUUUUUUGCUGCUCUUGCACUUUGAAUUAUUUAAGAAAUAUCUCCCUUUUAUCACCUGGAAGGUAUAAAGUGGAAACACUGCUGCACCUGCUUAACAGAAAGUGACUUUAAAAAAAGAGAAAAGGUCGCACAUGGCCACUGUCCCAUUUUUAGUUGUUAUUUUCAGUGACACAUCUUUUAUCGCUGCUUAUGUUUACAAUGUGACCUUCAUUAAUGCAAUAUUAUGUUGACUUUUUGCACAUUUUAAGUUUUUUAGAUUUAAAUGAUCUGUUAAAUGUUUUUUUUUAUGACCAAGUUUUGAAUUGAGUAGUGAUAAAGUAUAGAUGGUAACAAGAUGUAGUGUUCUUUUUAUCUCAAUAAAAUAUAUCCUGUGUGUGUAUAAAUAGCCUGUGUUUGUGCAUCAGUACAUCCCGUGUAUGUGCACACGUUAAGGGCAGAGGAUUUCCUCAGGUAUGCUGCAUCAAAAAGGAAGUGCAGUGAGGGAUGAGACAAUGAGCAAAGAAAAAGAAUGAAUGGGCAUCAUGAGGUUUGCUGUCAGCUGUGCAGGAUGUUCGCUAAUAGUUAUUGGACGAAAAUGGACUGAAUAAAAAUAUACCAUAUGAUGAGCGUUUAGGAAUGUCUUUCUUUUAGCGUGGUCCCUUGGGAUCAAUUCAGUUGUUCUUUGGAACUACACAAAAAAA